This is a messenger RNA of Tigriopus californicus, 2357 nucleotides long. RefSeq lists its product as uncharacterized. The transcript has 3 exons. The coding region runs from base 677 to 2284 and encodes 535 amino acids. Lineage: Eukaryota; Metazoa; Arthropoda; Copepoda; Harpacticoida; Harpacticidae. The record is from RefSeq and is a predicted model, not a curated record.
AGUUCUGCAAAGUGCUUUUGAUGGCCAGUGGCGACGAAAUCGGAACUUUCUGUCCUUGUUAUCUCCGAGUGAGUGGACCUGGUGAGGGGUCCAAACCUGCCUGAUCUGAUCUGAACUGACGUUGUUGGCUUCAACGGUUCAAACCGUGUCUCAACUUCUUAUUUCUGGAGGGUACACGGAAUUCCCUUCAAGGCAUUCGUACCGAAUUGAAUCAAACCUGAAUGACCUCAUUUGCAAGAAUAUCAAGCAUGCUCCUCUUUUUCCAAAAUAGCGCCCUACGUAGACGUAUUACACAAACUUUUGAUCGUAUUUGAUGUUUUACUGGUGGAGGUCCUCAAUGAUGCGAGAGUUCAUGACGAGGUCAUACUUCCUUUACUGGGAAUGACGUUCAAGUUCAGCACACAAAGCUUGCUAACUUUCUCUCCCUUUCUGAGCGUCUUUCGACUUUGUUCCAUCCCGCGGCGUACGUAUUUGCUCAAGGUCGACAAUAGGCUAUGUGAUAGGCGAGUGACCGUCCCGUUACAGCCUUAAGACCCAAGUGAGGGACAGCUAAGGGGAAAUACGGGGGCCCUGACGUCCUCCGAAGAGUUUUAGGCCCACAUUCACCAUUGCGUUCGACCUCAACAGUGGAACAAACAGAAUCGUCAGCUGACAUUGAAAGGGGAAGGUGCCAUCAAUGAUGGACACGUCAAAUGUGAAGGGGAUUCUUCCCAUUCCAAAUCGUUUGUCCGAAGUCACAGCAGAUUGGAUUGCAGACCUUUUGUACAAAGUUGUGGGUGUUCCGGUUCCGGAUAAUUUGGAUGGAACUCACAAUGGAAUUACUCUCCUGCAAAUCAGAGCCAAUCCAUGUGAUGGCUUUCACGAGAGUUGCAAAGUGACAGUCAGAUGUUCCAGUCAACCCGAUGAGGCAUAUCAUUUUGUCGUUGAAAUUGUGCCAUGUGACGAAGAUUUGAGAGAUGUGAUCAUCAGACAUAAUUUGUUCAUCAAGGAGUUGGUUGUUCAUGAAAAGCUCCUUCCACUGUUUAAAAAAUAUGUCCAAAAUCGGUCCAACGGUGACCGAACUGUUGAUGUUAACUUCAGUGUUCCCAAAUACCUCUAUGGCGACUAUGAUGAAGCCACCGGAACAGGAGUCAUGGUUUUUGAGGACUACAUAGAGCAUGGUUUCAAGUGCAUCGAUAAAUCGCUCAUGAUUUUGGAGGCUAAACAUGUUCGCGAAAUUGUACAGAAUUUGGCAACAUUCCAUGCCAUUUCAGUGGCCUAUCAAACCACAGAGAAUAUCAAAUUGGAGGAACUCUUUCCCGUGUUGGACGGAGAAACGGGUAACACCUGGUUUCAAGCAGACAUGACGUCAUAUCUACAAGAAAUGUACGUCACCUGCAGCAAGUUCUUCAAGUCCAUUCCUGGCCAAGAAAAGCUCAGUAGACUGUUCGAGUUGAAGAUGUCGAAUCCAGAGGAGUUCCAUAAAACCAGCCAAUGUCAUCCUUCCAAAAUGCGAUGCGUCAUCCAUGGCGACCUGUGGCACAAUAACCUUUACUUCAAAGGCUCAAAAUCGUUGAUAAUGGCGGAUUGGCAGAUGUGUCACAUUGGGAUGGCCACCAACGACCUGUGUUUUUUGCUGUUUUCCAGCACGACGCCACACUUCCGUAGAGAUCAUUGGGAUUCGACCAUUGCCCUUUACUACAAUUGUUUCUGCGCCACCAUUAAGAACCUCAAUGUUGGUGAAGAUCAGUUCAGCUUAAGUUAUGACGAAUACCUUAUGGACAUCAAGGCUAGUAUCCCUCUAAGUCUGUUCUUUUGUGGAAACAUCCAAGAUUUGGAAGUGAACAAUGAGGCUGCCUUGAUCAGAGCUGCUUCAAAAGAAGACACCAAUGACAAUAGCGUGGAAGAGGCUUUUCAGAGGCUGCACAGCUGCUUCGAUUUCAUGGUCGAUGAACCCGACCUAGGAGGCCCCUCCGAAUUUCCCGACCUCAAGCAAGUCUAUAAAAGUGAGGACGAAGCCAAAGGAGGCAUUCAAAUGGCCAUCGCUGAAGAAGACCACGAAGGGUCGAUGGCCAUUCCUGAAAAUAGGAUCCAUCCCAGGGAGGGCCCACCCCAUAUGAUGGCCCUGAGUCCCAAAUCCUUGAGCAAAGUGCCUACAAUUGCAUCCGACAAGGAUUUGGAUAGUUUAGUCACAAUGAGAAAGUCCAGGAAAGGGGUCAAGAUUGACCCAAGGGAAGCGCGGGCAUUACGCCGAAGAUUGUAUUUGGACUUGUACAAGGAAGCGGCGAGUAAGGGCCUCAUUUAGAUUGAUUGCAAUACUACUUGGUUUCAAGCAUAUUAUUCCGCAUUUGAAAAUAAACAUAAAAAGAACAUCCAAA